AUGGGACUCGGUGGGCGGCCGUUGCCACCACCGCCUCCGAACGCGGCCGAACGGGCCCACGAGAGCAACACGGAGUGGAUCUUGGGUGUCACCGGCCUCUUCUGCAGUCUCGGACUUCUGGCAAUUGGCUUGCGAGUCUAUGUGCGGGCCUCGAUAUCUAAGAUGGUGGGAUGGGACGAUUACACAAUGAUGUUCGCUGGGAUAACCAGCUUGGCCACCAUGAUAUGCUUCGGCGUACAAGCUAACUACGGCAUGGGCAAGCACUACGAAGCGAGAACUCAGGCCGACGAUACGAAUCUCCAAUUCGUCAGCUUCCUCCAGGCGAACAUCGGCCUCAUUCCCGGCCUUGCCAUUCUGAAAGUCUCCAUUGGACUGUCCCUCUUGAGGCUGAGCCGCACGCGUUGGUACAAUUAUGCGCUGUACGGCCUUCUCGCAUUCGUCGUGUUUUCGGAAAUUUUUGGAUCCUGUACCAUCAUCUUCUUCUGCAGUCCUGUUCGACAGUACUGGGAUGGCUCAGCUAAUGGGAAAUGCUAUCCUAUUACCCUCUUUGUCAAAUUUGGUGUCAUUCAUACUGGUUUCAACAUUGCCUCCGACGUCGCUUUCGCUACCUUGCCUAUCCCGAUCAUCUGGAACCUUCAGAUGAAAAAGUUGACACGCAUAUACUUGGUCGGUGUCUUUAGCUUGGGUUAUGUGGCCGUCGUUAUGGGCAUUAUACGAGCUGUUUACCAGAUCGGUUUCGGCGCAAGCCCAGACUCCGCGUUCUAUCAAAGGGUUCAGUUCUGGGGAUAUCUUCAGCUCAAAACUGGGAUUAUCGCGGCUUGCGCACCGACUCUGAAACCUCUCGUGGGCCGUUGGCUCAAUAUUGCGAGCAGCAAAGGAUACAGCUCCAACUUCUACGGCAACGCAAGCGGCGGCCAAUCGAGGCGACGAACUGGAUAUAUCGUACAGACGACACCGGUGGGACCUGGCUACGAGCUCAACGAAAGAAAGGAAUCCUCGGCGCAAGAGACAAGCAACUUCCAUGCGAGCGUCAAGGGCGGUCCUCUUGCAUCGGGUACUUACGGUAAACCAGACAGCUUGGGGGACCGAUCCGGAAGCGAGGAAAUGAUCCUGCCCAUCCCAGACGACGGCAAGGGCAUUGUCAUGAAGACAGAGGUUACCGUCCAAAGAACGUAGCGUGUUUAAAUGGGGUUCGCAAAAGCAAGAAACACUCUUUAUCGAGUGUAUGAGACACGCUGAGAGGAAACAGUUGAUCAAGCCUAUGAUGGUUAUAUACUCCCUCAGCUUCGAUGUGCGAUGUCAAAGAUCCUUGAUGCUCCUGGGUCCCGGAUGCCCAUUCUCCGUGGGUGGUUCCCCGGGAAGGAUGGCGACUAACCCUGAUCAUCCAUGACCUUUGUCAGAGUAAACAUUUGGUAUAGAGUCAUAUUAAGGUACUGUUCGAUUUGA
Messenger RNA from Ilyonectria robusta, 1446 nucleotides. RefSeq lists its product as uncharacterized. Bases 1 to 1176 code for a protein of 391 amino acids. The record is from RefSeq and is a predicted model, not a curated record. NCBI's taxonomy places the organism in Eukaryota, Fungi, Ascomycota, Sordariomycetes, Hypocreales, Nectriaceae. The transcript has 7 exons.